GAGUUCUGAAGAUGCUUACAGAAAUGUUUCUACCUCAUAUCAACCACUUAGCAUUGGAACAGACAUUUUUUUCACAAGUAUUACCAAAGUCAGGCAAGAGAAUUAUCAAGCCAAAAUUUAGAACUCCAGGCUACAUUAAGGAACAUUUUACAAUCAAUGGUGCAACUCUUAGGAGCUCUUAGAGGAUGUGUACAACAUGUUUGUACCCUGCAGGAACCCAUAGUUCUAGAGAAUAUACACAGCCUCCCCUCUUCAGUCCUUCACAUAAUCAAGAGCACAUUUGUACAUUGCAAGAAUAGUGAUUCUGUGUACUGUGGACGAUUGCACCUGGUUUCAGAUCUUCUUCAGGCCCUUUUCAAGGAGGCUUAUUCCCUUCAGAAGCACUUAAUGGAACUACUGGAUAUGGUCUGUAUGGAUGCUUCAGUGAUAGAGGAGAAAGAUAUUUCAGAUAUGGCAUCAGUUAUUCAUUCAGUUUUGGAUAUCUGUUCUGUUAUUUCUGGUAUGGACCAAGCUUUUCAUGCCAAUACUUGGAAGUUUAUAAUUAAGCAGAGCCUUAAACACCAGUCUGUGAUUAAGAGUCAGUUGAAGCACAAAGAUAUACUCAGUGCUUUAUGUGAAGACAUUCUCUUCUCCUUCCAUUCUUGUUUACAAUUAGCUGAACAGAUGACACAGUCUGGAACACAGGAUAGUGCUGACAGCAAAUUAUUCCAUAAAAGAGUCAAAUUAUGUCGUUUCUUUACCAAUUCUCUUUUACACUACACUAAGGAAUUUCUUCCUUUUCUCUCUGAUUCCUGCUGUACACUACAUCAGCUUUAUCUUCAGAUACACAGUAAGUUUCCUCCAAGUCUGUAUGCUACAGUGAUUCCCAAGGCACAAGAGAAAGAAAUAUUAGGUGUAUUUCUAGUGGCUCUGGAUCCACUCAUCAGUCAGCUUUUAUCAUUCAGCCCUUUUGUGGAAGCAGUAUUGGGAGACAAAUUAGACAUAUCUUCUGAGCUUCAGCUUCCACAGUGUCUCCUUUUGAUCAACAUAAUGGACAAACUACCUUCUCAGCCUGAAAAUGUACAGAGUCUUUGGUGUCAGAGAAACCAAUAUUCUGAACAUAAAUCCAGAAUAUCUUUGCUUGAAGCUAUUUUCUACAGUUUUGAGCAGUGUUCGAGUGAGCUGUCUUUACCAGCUAAUUUGCCAGAAAUAUUGAGUAGAGGGCAAGCUGAAGUGGCCAUCACCUUAUAUCAAUAUGUCUGUGUUCAUUUGUGCACCUUCAUUACUUCUUUUCACCCAUCAUUGUUUCCUGAACUGGAUGCCACCUUAUUGAAUGCUGUACUUAAUUCUGGAAUGAUCACCUCUUUAUUAGCCAUGGAUAUAUGGUGCUUCCUGGCCCGGUUUGGGACUGCUGAACUCUGUGCCCAUCAUGUAUUUAUAAUAGCACAUUUGAUUAAGUCUUGCCCUGGAGAAUGUUACCAGCUCACUAAUUUGUCAGUUCUGCUAAGGCGACUAUUAUUCCUCAUGGAUACACACCAUCAGAUGGAGUUUAUCCAGAGAUUUCCUCCUACAGAAGUGGAGAAUCUGCCUUUGUGGCAAUAUGUUUCCUUCAAGGCUUUUUCUCCUGAACUUAAAAGCCAAACAGCAAAUGAAGUCACCAUGAUUGGAAUUGCACAGUGUAAAAAAUGGUUAAGCAGCAGACAUACUUUAGGAGAACUUGAAUCUUUGAAUGUUGCACUCUCUGCUUUGCUCACUGUGUGUAAUUCUGUAAAUGAAGCUUUGGAGAUGGGCCAACAAGUAGGAGUCCUGGAAGCUGUGAGUCCACUCUGGACAAUCCUAAAUGCUAAACAGGUCUCGAGUCAACCUUGUGUUCAGUGGACUCUCAGUCUUUUACUUCCACUUUUGGGAUUUUUCAUACAAACCAUAGAACCUCAGCUGAUAAGUCAGGUAAUAACUCUGCAGACUUCUCUACUUAAAUUGGAUCCUCCAGACCAUGUUCGUUUGGCAGUUCUCAAUUUUGUGUCAUCUUUAGGGAAAAUUUUUAUUCCACAAGCUAUUCAGGAAAAAGUUUUACCUAGUUUGCCUUGCAUUUUUACCUUGCUGCUAAAUGACAAGAGUUGGCUGAUAGAACAGCAUACCUUAGAGGCAUUUACUGAGUUUGCAGAGGGGACAAACCAUGAAGAUAUUGUUCCACAGUGCCUUAAUUCUGAAGAGACAAAGAACAAAGUUAUAUGCUUUCUAGAAAAGACUAGAUUGGUAGAUGAAACAGCAUGUGCUAGAGUGGCCCGGGCCAAGUUUGAAAAGGGGAUCUUAAAUGGACACUUUGUUAAAGCAAAGGUUGAAAGAGAAAGCUAUUGGUCAACUUUACAGCCUUGUGCCAAGCGAAUACGGCAGGAGUUUCCCCUGGAGGAAGAGUACAGAUCAACAUUGCAAACAGCAGACGGGGCCUUAGAAGCAAUCCAGUUAUUGCUACAAAGAUCUCCUGCGCCUGGUUGGCUAACAGUGAAACUAGAGGAACUACAAACAAAGAUCGAUAUAUUAAAAAGUUGUGUAUAGGUAGGACUUUACCAUUAUUAAGAUCAUGGAAAAUUAGUGUUAUGUCUUCAUUCUAUUUUUUUAUUGAAAUGUGGAUAUAAUUAUUUAUGUUUUAUAACAAGCAGUUGAGAAUAGAUUUGAAAAUAAUUUUUAUUGGACAUGUUUAAAGAAUAGAAUUGAUGUUCUCAUUAAGAACUUUGGUGUCUUUUAGAACAGUUCACAAAGGGGCCAAGUUCACAUGGGACCUCAUCAUACAGCUGUACAUAUAAAUAAAUAAAUACGUUGCCCAAUCAUCUGAAAUAUCCCAUUCAAGCCCUCACUGAACCAUUACCAGUGGGACUUAUUCUUCUGGCUAUAGGGGGGGAAAUGGCACAAAAUUAAGUUAGAAACUAAAAUUUUUGUAUUUAUUAUCUUCAGAUUGCUAAAAUUGUCCUGGAAAAAUAAAAAAUACAACCUUUACUUUCCACAGCACUUGUUCUUCAUGGAAUCUGGCCUCACAUACAAAUAGCUCCUUUCUUCUAGAAUCCAGUGGUGUGAACUUUAUUUCCACCUAUGGCUUUUAGCAUAGGUCUCAGUUACUCACAGCAAUUGGCACAAACUGGAAGAAAAAAAAAGCUUCCUGGUACAGGAAAAAUAGGCUCUGUUGGGGUCAUCAUGACCUCUCUGCUAGGUGCCUGCUGUUGAGGUAAUAAUUUGUAAAACCAAUAUAGAAAAUAUUUCUGGGGUGUGCAUCAUGCUAGUUGUCACCAGCUACUAUCAUCUUCUUCCCAAUUUAAUUCUUCUUCUUCUCCCCAGCCCUCAGCUUCUCCCUGCAAUGAGAAUACAUGAAAAAACAUACUUUAAGAAGUGAAUGGGUCACACUUUACUUUUAUAUUUUGGAGUAUAAUUUGAUAUUCUGUAAAGCCAGAUAACCUUUAACAACUACGAUCAGGACUCUGAACUCUGUGUCUUUCCAAGGUUCAAAUCACUAAAAACUUGAAACAAUAACAAGGUAUGUAAGCUUUUAUUUUUAGAGACUGAUUUUAUUUUCUCUGCAACUUAACUCAAGCACAUCACCAAAGUUGUUCUAAACUCACUGAUGACAAAACCAUAUCUAUUUCAUUAUUUAGUCCUCUCUUUGCCUAGAAUGAAUCAAUAAAGCAAGCCCAUUUUGUUCUCAUUUGCCAGCUGAUCUGCUAAAAAGUUAACUAUCAUUCAAUGAGUGUCUUUUCAUGCAAAUACUUAUGGAUCCCAAAGAAAGUUUGGCUUGAGCUGCUUUGUACAUGAUGAAUGAUGAAUUGUUCUUACAAACCCUAUUAAAAUAAUGGAAUUUACUAUGUCAGGAUGUGUUUAAAAAUUAUCACACUAUGGUGACGGGAUUAUAACAUGUUGAUAACCCCUUCCAUAUUUUAAGGUCUCCAUCUUCCUUCUCUCACUCCUAAGUUCAAUUUGUUUUCUCCAUUUUUCCAAAAGCAAAUUUCUACCCACUUAGCUCAAAGCAGUGUUGAUAACAAAGUUGGUUUAAAUCCAUGUAAAAAAUUUUGGUGUGAGAAUCCUGGAUCAGUAAAAAUAAUUACAACUUGUUUUACUAAAAUGAGGGGUGUAUUUCUCUCAAGCACCCCAUGUAAUUUAAGAAUAAAUUAUCCUUACCUCUGUAGCUUCAGUUGCAGCAAAUUUUGAUGAAAAUUGCAAAGUAGUCGAGGCAUCUUCUUUGGAGACCACCCUUUCUGUCCUCAAUUCAGGGAGGAUCAGGAAAGCUUCUGAAGGUUUAAUUUCUGGGAUCAUAUCAGCAAACCAGUCCAACUCUGGAUCUUGUAUUGGUUUUCUUUUCACCUGAAUAGUAUAUUCUUCUCCUAAACCAAAUUCAGAUGGAGCUUUAGGAGGCCUCUCUUGUGGCAAUUUUAUUUGCUUUAAAUCCUCCAAGCUUUCUGGAAGGUCAGCCUUUUGGGAUGGAUUCACUUUUAGAGGCUUGGUCUCCUUUUUGGCUAGAGGAAGGACAACAGAAUCUUGCUUCUGCUCUCUUGUAUUAUUGGGCCUAGCUGGACUGGGGUCAUUCCCUGUAGAUGUGUUAGUAUCAGUAGGCUCAAAACCAUCCCAGGUCUCCUCCAGAGUCAAGUUAGUGAACUGAGGCCUAGGAGUAUCGCACGAUUCUACAGGCCAUAUCUGUAUGUCCACCAUCUGGUUCUCAGAGGGCUCCUCAGGCUCACUCCAAUCUGGCCAUUCCUCUCCUGAUUUUUUAGAAUUUGAGGGAAAGUUUGUACCACCUCCUAAAGCACUUCUCAUUGGUGGGACUCCAUUCACAGAGAGCUGAACAGGCUGAGGAGCCUCCUCACCUGUGGGAGAAAGAAAACAUAUAAAUAACCCAGGUAUUGGCUCGUAUGAGAUUGUGGCAAGGGUUUCUUUACGAAUCUCAAGGAACAGAAAUCUAAGAGUAGCUGAUAGUUGAUGCUGUUUUGGCAGAAAUUAAAUCCUAGGUCUUUAAAUGUUCAAUCUUUAUAUGUGUCUUCCAUAUCUAAAUUUUCAAUUAAAAAUGAGUAGCACCUCAGAAGAAGUGCAGAGCCCUUAAAUUAGAAAACCUUUACACUUCAUAGUAUUGCUCUUAACAAUUAUAAACCCCAAAAUUUAGAACUACAGUCAGACCUCUAAAAGCAAUUCAGUCACCUAAAGAACUACAUGCUUCUUUGCUCCUUAAGUAAGGAAGCAGUACUAACAAAUGGUAGCUUGUAAGAUUUACAUACUUCUUUCUGUUCAUUCCCACGAUCUCUGCCCAGUCUAAUGAAAUAACAGUCAUUACCACAGGUGGUAUCACUUCCUUGUUAAAGAUGAGGGCACCUGAAAGCAAGUAAGUAGCCUGGCCCUGAGGUCCACCCCUUCCCAUCUCCCAAUUUUCACCCCUAGACACUGGUGUAUUUUCCCCUGUGUAGGAAGUGGCAGCUCAAGUGCACAAUGGUAGACAGGGCUCUGAUACCUAUUGGUGAAUUACCACAAAAGCAUCUCUCAUCGUCCCACAGUCUAUCUGCAUUUUAGAGCAGAAGACAAGGGUUGUCCUUUAAAGUUUUAGGUUUUCACUUGGGCCAUAUUCAGCUGACACCAAGGAGAUGAAAUGGGUCUAAAGAAGCUUCUCCACCUUGUUGACAGAAGUCAAGAACAUUGAGCACAAGAAGACUAGGACCUUUAAAAAAAAAAUCUUUACCUUCUUUCUUAGAAUGGAUACUAAGUAUCCAUUCCAAGGCAGAAGAGAACGGCAAGGGCUAGACAAGGGGGUUUACAUGACUUGCCCAGAAUCACACAACUAUAAAGUGUCUGAAACCCGAUUUGGACCCAGAACUUCCCAUCUCCAGGCGGCUCUCUAUUCACUGAGCAACCCAGCUGCCCCCAAACUAAGACCUUUGAAAGAUUCCACUCCACAUCAUCUUUCACUUAUUUACCUUCUAGAGAAAGAUCAGCUAUUUUUGUGAAACUUGGUGCUGUGCGUUUGAAUAUCUUGGUUCUUUCUCCUCCAACGACCACCUCUGGUCCAAGUAGGGACACCAGCACAGCCAGGCUGUGAAGGGUUAUGGCUACAAUGGAAUCAUUGGUAUCACGCAGGCCCAACAAAACCUAGGGCAGAAUCCAAAGGUCAAUGUACACAUGCACAGAAAGGGAUUGUAAUGGUUCUCUUCUCAUUUCUCCUUUAAACUCUCAUCUCCAUCUACCAGAUUUUUGGUCCUUGUAUUCCACUGUUACCUGCCCAUCUGAAGACCUCUUCACAGAAUCACAGAAUUGGAAAAGGCCUUAGCAGCUAUCUACUUCUAUCUACCAACUUUCCCCUAAAAUCCAACAGAGACAAAACCCAUGACUUCCCAAGGCAGCUCUGCUUAUAAUAUUAUUAAAUCUGUCCUAAUUUAAAGCCUAAAUCUGGCCUCUGAAAUUCUCAUUUAUUGCUAAGUUCUGCCUGCCCACUGAAGCCAUCUAGUAGCACUCUCUUAACCCUGAAAUCUUUUUUCUGGGGUGAACUCCAGUUUCUUGAACCAAUCUUCAUUCAAGUUAUAACUAACCUACUGCUUCAGCCUCUUCUAGAUCCUCUCCAAUUCAUCAGUAUUCUUCCUAAGAUGUAGAUGUGUACUCAGAAUAAAACACAGUACUUCUUGAAAGAAACGGAAAAAACUAGAAUAGAAAGACUAUUUUCUCUUUAUUCCAGGAAGCUAUCUCUAAAUAUUAUAUCCCAAUUGUCAUUAGCUUUUUGGCUGAUGUAUGUAUAUCAAACUAAAUUUCUAGUUUACUAAAACUCCCCUUUUCUUUAUCAAUAUUCAUGAUUGCACCAUCAGGAUUUUUUUUUCCAUUUCUGAUAGCUUUCUCUUCUUCAGUCUUUUUUCCCUUUUAGAGUCUUGGUUUACAACUAUUCAUUUACCUCACCCAAUAAUGUUAUAAAACAUUACUAUUGGGCAUCUUAAUAAUCCAUUUUUAUGAAAUGUUUUAUAAACAAAAUUUAUUCUAAAGAAUAAAUCACCCCCAUGAAAAACUGGUUUUUCCUGUGUAGAUAAAAAUUCAGAGUUGCUGAUUUUAAAAUUCAUAAAGUUUAGAUAGUACAGAUUCAAUUUAGACUUUUUUUGUCCCUUGCAUUCCAUUGUUUCCAGUCCCACCCACUUUUAGCUAAGGACACAAAGUUGUAUUUAUUUAACUUUUAAUUCAAACAGUAAUACCCUGCAUUUGUUGAUUUCCCACUACUGCUAGUCCUGAUUGCAUUCUGACCUGUGGCAAGAUGACUUUUUUUAGCUGCUCCUGAGUGAAGUAUUUUGCAUAGGCAUCUAUGUGAGACAGAAGCACCAUCCGGACAUGUUCUUCAUGAACUUCAAACAGCUUCAAAAGCACAGGGAUCACUCGGGCUUGAAACAGAGCUGGUGAAAGCAAACAACCUGUCCGUUUCUCUCCCUGCUUAUCUAGUUUAAGAAAUGGUGAAUGGUACAAAUAGGAAAAUAUUUCAUUUUAAUAAAAAGUAGCCUUUGAGCUUGGUAUAACUACACAAAUAAAUUACAAAGGACAGUCCAAAUUCUUUUCUGAGAUAAUCUUGCUUUUUCUGUAAUACACAUGACAGUGGGUUCUGUUGGACUAGAAGGCUCUUUCCCCAUUACAGGUUUCUCCUCCCUAUCUAUUAAGGCUGGCCUGGCCAUGCUCUUUCCAUCUAUGAAAUAAAUGUGUUACUGCUCAGCAGCUCUGCCCCUGUUUCUCCUAACUCUACCUAGAGCAGAAGGAUAGUUUUGAGGGUAAAACAAAUCAAGGUAUUUAUUCUAAGGUCUCCUUCUUGAGGAGAAAGAGCAGCAUUCUAUUCCUUCGUCAGAGACAUAAGGAUAACAGAGGAUGACAUCAAAAGAUUGUUUCUUGGAAGGGAAGUUAGAGAAGUAGCGAGUGCUCAGGAAGGAAGGGUCCCUGUACUGCUAGUAGGGGAAGAAGGAGCAACUUUCACUAGCCAAGACAGAUGUAAUCUGUGAUCCAUACCUCAAAGCUCUGGACUUUCAUAAACCAGGUUCAAACUUUGGAAACUGCCUCCCCAAAGCAUAGCUCUUUAAAUUGUUUUGCCUCUACUUAGCCUCCCCAUGGAAUCUCAGACUAUAUAUAGAUCAUAUUUUGAUUGUCACAGAAGGCCUCAGAAGGAAAAGCUCGCAAUAAUAAUGAGUAUUUUUCAUGAGUAUUCUCCUCUUUCCUACCUUUCCAAUAUUGUUUUAUUCUCUGAUGAAGAUGUGGAAUGGCCUUUGUCCUCAGCAAAGCCAAUCAAUUCUUUCACCCUCUUGUGGGUAAUUCUAACAAAUAUCCAAUCAUCUUAGAACAAUACCAGAAAAGCAGUUAUUGGCUCCAAAAUGGACAUGUACUAUUAGGGUCUAUCUUUACCAGACUGCUUCAAAAAUGAGAAUGGUCUUAGCCUUUAUUGUUAAAAUAUCCUGAUACUAUAUUAAAUCAACUCUAAAAUGUUACUGAUUUUUGAAAUAUCUACUGUUUUUCAGACCACAAUGUCUUGGUCUCAUGAUCCUGGGAAGUAUCUUAAACAAGUUGGAAAAUCAUGAUAAUUGUCCCAGUUCUAUUACUGAUGAAGAGUUAUUGUCACCUCCAUAUUCCUUAGUUUUCGCUGCCAAAAUGUGAGAAUAGUGCAUCAGUACUGGCUAUAAAUAGUUCAUGUAAAAUGAAAUUUGGUAUAGGGCAAUAUACCUUAUAAAGUGUAAUCUAAGCUCCAUAGGUGAGCAAUAAAAUUCCAGAUGAAUAUUUGUAAAAUAGAUGUUGUGUCAUGUGCAAAAAUCUAUAUAGACACUGGCUGAUAAUAAUUCAAAUUUAUAGCUAUCAAAAACGCUUAAAAUAUUCACCUUUCUUUGGACCAAGCAAGUGAGGAAGAAAACUUUUGACAGCUACUGGUUCUGCAAACACCAGUUGGUUAAGCAGUAGAGGGACCAAUCUUGAAGCUAUCAGUUCCUGUGACAAGCCGCUGACUCUAUCAAGCAGAAAUCUA
Messenger RNA from Monodelphis domestica (gray short-tailed opossum), 8968 nucleotides. Lineage: Eukaryota; Metazoa; Chordata; Mammalia; Didelphimorphia; Didelphidae. The record is from RefSeq and is a predicted model, not a curated record.